UGACGGUCCAGCCUUCGCGGAAGCCGCGGCGCUUUGUCACUCCUAAGUCGACCAUUCCAUUGAGUAGUCCUGAAAUAACUCGCUACUAGACUCAACUCAACUGGAUUGGCAUCUCGAUACAACUCGGGUUUUUCGAUAAAAAAUCAGCCCGAUAUCUCCGUCCUGAACCAACCCGUUUUUGUAGCCUGACUUUUGGCGUCCGAAUCCAACCUACUUUGAGUGUCAGUUCAUUCAAUCCGGGUUCAAUAUCCAGGUGAUCCACAGGGCCAACAUUUUCUGCCUGUGCUAAAGUCCUCGACUCAGCUUGCGAUUACGAGUGUCUGUAGGGUUCAGACAGCAACUUGGCGCGCGCGAGCCGUAGCACUACUCCGUUCUCUCCGCUCCCUAUGCCUUAGCCCGGCAUGCGAAAAACAUGUCGUCAUCCGCGUCCCCAAGUCCCUCAGCUCCCACUCUCUGACUUGCUGAGUUCUGCCGAGCGCCGAUGCCUCCCUCGAAGCUAUCUGAAACGACUCUACCCGCCGAAUCUAGAUCAUCUAUUCUCUUUCAACUCGGUAUGCGCUGCUCCCAUCCUUUCCUCUCAUGGGCAUGGGUUGGGUUCCAUUUUGGAGCCGUUCAAACAGUGGUGCUAGCAGUAGCAGCGACUGCUAGUCAGUUGUCGUCCAAGCAUAAAGAUUAUUGAACAGAUUGCAAGCAGACACCAUCAUUGAUGCCUUGAUUACCAUCCAUAGGAGUCGUCUCGACUCAUCAAUUGCUCGGUUCCGUGCUUGCUGGCGUCUAGUUUAUUCGAGAUGAUCUAUUAUUAUUACAGUAUCGGGACUCGCUUAGUAUCAUCCAAGGCACGUGCAA
Messenger RNA from Mycena citricolor, 846 nucleotides. NCBI's taxonomy places the organism in Eukaryota, Fungi, Basidiomycota, Agaricomycetes, Agaricales, Mycenaceae. The record is from the annotation of a GenBank genome assembly.